Hyaena hyaena (striped hyena) is the source of this 1474-nucleotide messenger RNA. Its product is annotated as folate receptor beta-like. Gene Ontology annotation, biological process: cell adhesion; sperm-egg recognition; fusion of sperm to egg plasma membrane involved in single fertilization. The transcript has 4 exons. The record is from RefSeq and is a predicted model, not a curated record. The coding region runs from base 40 to 753 and encodes 237 amino acids. Lineage: Eukaryota; Metazoa; Chordata; Mammalia; Carnivora; Hyaenidae. Gene Ontology annotation, cellular component: external side of plasma membrane. Gene Ontology annotation, molecular function: signaling receptor activity.
CUGGCUUUCUGGCAGGAACAGAUAGACAUGGCCUGACAGAUGACACAGUUGCUGCUUCUGGUUUUGGUGGCUACCGUGUGGGAUGCCCAGCCCGGGACUCCAGGGGCCAGGACAGACCUGCUCAACGUCUGCAUGGAUGCCAAGCAUCACAAGACAAAGCUAGGCCCCAAGGACAAGCUGCAUGACCAGGAGCUGCACCAGGACCCCUCCCUCCUGUAUAACUUUAACCUGGACCACUGUGGCAAGAUGGAGCCCGCCUGCAGGCGCCACUUCGUUCAGGACAACUGUCUGUAUGAGUGCUCACCCAAUCUGGGGCCCUGGAUCCAGGAGGUGAAGCAGAGCUGGCGCAAGGAACGCUUCCUGGAUGUGCCCUUAUGCAAAGAGGACUUUCAGCAAUGGUGGGAAGACUGCCGCACCUCCCACACCUGUAAGAACAACUGGCACAGGGGCUGGAACUGGAGCUCAGGAUUUAACAAGUGUCCGGCUGGAGCCACCUGCCGCACAUUUGAGUCCUACUUUCCCUCGCCCGCAGCCCUGUGUGAGGGCAUCUGGAGUCACUCCUACAAACUCAGCAACUACAGUCGAGGGAGCGGCCGCUGCAUCCAGAUGUGGUUUGACCCGGCCCAGGGCAACCCCAACGAGGAGGUGGCGAGGUUCUAUGCCUUGGCCAUGAGUGCUGGGACCCUGCCCCAUGGGGUGGAGCUUCUCCUGCUCAGCCUGGUCCUGAUGCUGCAACUCUGGCUCCUAGGCUGAGUCCCUCCCACUGCAGACAUCUGUACAUCUUCCUUGUCCGCACCCAGCCUGGGUGACCCAGCCUCAGCCCAGCUCAGCAUUCUCAGAUAAAGGGGCCUCCUAAUGCCCUAGUAAGUGGUUCUUGAUCCAAGACAGUUCAUAUGGGAUUCCUCUGACAGCCUAUUUUAAUAGACAGAACCAGGUGUAUCUUGUGUUUCAUAAAUAAUUGGGAGAUGACUUAAUUGGGGGUGACAGGCCUCAUUGCUUUAUCAUUCCUAUUGAAAGGCCCAAAGAGGGACUGGGACUGGUUUGAAGUUCACCAGUAAGUAGGGGGUGGAAACUGACCCCUAAGUCUGAGGCUCUUAUUCCUGCCUCAGGCUUCCCUCUCAUGCCAAGUUCAUCACUCCCACAUCACAAGGGAUGAGGGCAUUGGUGGAAAGAGACUGACAGACGAGUCAUUAGGCUCCUGGUGGAAAAUAAAAGUUUCUUGCCCCUUCCUUCCCACUGUAGAUGUAGACUAGGGUGGAGAUAUUGAUGGUGGUAGUGGGUGGGGAAUGCCAAUGAAGAGCAAGUGCAUUGCUUCCCUUUCUUAAAAGGACAAUUAGUGCUGCACUGAGUAAUCUGCGUGGCAAAAUGUCAUACUUGAAUUCCAGAAAACGGAUUGCUGAUUCAAGAAGCAUAUGCAUUCGGGUGCCUGGGUAGUUCAGUUGGUUAAGCAUCUGACUUGGCUUCAGGUCAUGAU